Tachysurus fulvidraco (yellow catfish) is the source of this 2560-nucleotide messenger RNA. RefSeq names its product chromobox homolog 1b (HP1 beta homolog Drosophila) (gene cbx1b). Gene Ontology annotation, cellular component: pericentric heterochromatin; nucleus. Gene Ontology annotation, molecular function: chromatin binding. The record is from RefSeq and is a predicted model, not a curated record. Gene Ontology annotation, biological process: negative regulation of transcription by RNA polymerase II; chromatin organization. Lineage: Eukaryota; Metazoa; Chordata; Actinopteri; Siluriformes; Bagridae. The transcript is spliced from 6 exons. The coding region runs from base 342 to 1055 and encodes 237 amino acids.
AGCGUCCUCGUGCCAGAUGCGCCAGAUGUGCACCCGAGCUGCAGCUGUAAUGUGCGCUGUGUCAUGAACGCACAGCUCCUGCAGCCAGAGAUGACUAAAACACUACAGUGUGUUAGAGAAUCAACAUGGCGGAGGAUGCUCUGAAUUCCACCCAGGAAAAGUAUCCUCUUAUCUCAUCCAUUUUUCUUUCAAUCACGACCUUGCACUAAUUAUUACAGUGUUAUAGCUAAAGGUGUUCAUGUUUUGUUGGUUCUGCUGUAUGGCUCGUGGGUUUAUAAUUCAGCGCUUCUUAUAUAUCGGUGGAUAUAUUAUAUUGGCAAUAUUCCAGAUGUGCAUUAUAGAUGUUGCACCAGAACUUACAGGUGUUAAGAUCUGUUAGGAACAUGAGCCAAACGCCAGAGACGCCAGUCGAGGCUCCUGCUGCAGGGACAGAAGCACUUCCUGUUCAAACUGAAAGCAAGCAGCCAGCAGGGGGGAAGAAACAAAAUAAAAAGAAAGUGGAGGAGGUGGUAGAGGAAGAGGAAGAGGAGUAUGUUGUGGAGAAGGUCCUGGAUAGACGUAUUGUGAAGGGAAGAAUAGAGUAUCUCCUCAAGUGGAAAGGCUUUUCAGAUGAUGACAACACAUGGGAGCCUGAAGAAAAUUUAGACUGCCCGGAUCUCAUCGCAGAAUAUCUGCAGUCCCAGAGAAGUGCUAAUGAAUCAGGUGGCAAGCGGCGUGCUGACGCAGACGGUGAUGGAAAGGAGAGCCAGCCUAAAAAACGCAAGGAUGAGCCAGAGAAACUCAGAGGCUUUGCUCGUGGGUUGGAUCCCGAGAGGAUCAUUGGUGCUACAGAUUCAAGCGGAGAACUUAUGUUCCUCAUGAAAUGGUGUGUAUGGAGCUGGAUGCCUGGUUUAAAACUGCUUCACCUCAGGAAGAACUCUGAUGAAGCAGACCUUGUUCCAGCCAAGGAGGCGAAUGUAAAGUGUCCACAAGUUGUCAUUUCUUUCUAUGAGGAGCGCCUCACCUGGCACUCUUACCCCACUGACGAAGAGGAGAAGAAGGAUGAGAAAAACUAGGCAAACUAUUGGGAGCUAUUGGGAAUAUUUACACUUGUCAUCAUCUGAAGUAAACGGCAGCAAAAGGCUUAUAUGAUUUUAGGAAAACGCCACUGAAACUCACAGCACCUCAGGCAAUUAAACAGUACCCGUAAUUUGCAUAGGCUCUGGUGUAUUUCACUCAUAGCGCUGCUACUGUAGCUAAAUGUACUCAGUAGACUACUACUUUUUAUGUUUGUGUUCCAUUUUUAUUCUUGAUUUUGGAGAUAGUUUACAGCUAGUCAGUUUCUUUACUGACAUUGUGUUCCAGACCCUGUGUAGAUUACAAUGCUGGCCAUUUCAUAUCAGCUCCCAAAAAGCUUUCUUUAAUAUAUUCCUUUACUUCCUUUACAUUGGACUGAUUAAAAAUAUUGCUGCCUUAACUGAGAUUAUAUGGGGGGGGGGGGGGAAAGGCAUAACAUUUUAUACAUUUUUCAAAAAGCAAGCCAAGUAAAUGAAUCUUGAAAUGCCCUUGGGGAAGUACAUGUACAGUGGUGUGAGAAUUGACCAAGAUUCCCAUCUAAUGGUACUGAAAGUUCUUUAUUGAAAUUCACUCUUACCAGCAAACACAAAUCACUGUUCCGGUUAUUACUGUAGGUGCUACCAUUAAAUAAUUCUCAGUCGUUUUGUCAACACUACACAAAUACACUCCUUAUUAAAUGUUUGGGGACAUCUUGGCUUUCUUUUUAACAGCCCUAAACACACCACAAAGCUGCAACGGAGAUAGGAGAGAAAGUACAAUGUUUAAUGAAAUACUCAGCGCAGUCACCUGGCAUUAAGAGACUUUAAACGGAGUUUUGAACAGUGGGAGGAGUGGGAAGUUCAAGAAAGUUGUCCAGUCCGCCUCACAAACCUCUGGAAAGUCCUGCAAGACGCACAGCAGCAGAGCAUCUCGGUGGAAACAUCUUGUGAAGAAAACGUGUGCAGUGUGUAAAGAGAAUGUUGUUAAAACGGACUUUAUGGCUCAACUGAUUUUAAAUUACGGGCAUUAUGGCUCAACUGAUUUUAAAUUAUGAGCAGAAGUGUUACGUGAUGUUCUUGAAAUGAACAGAGCCUUUAAUUGUGACCCAUUAAUUGAAGUCAUUUUAUUUAUUUUAUUAUGAAAAGCUAGAUGCCCCCAAACCAUUGACAGUGUGUUUGCACAUUGAGCUUCAUUAUGUUUAUACUCAUGGUUUAUUACCGUACUGUAAAUCGAGUGUAGUGUCCAUGUUCAAGAGUUCAAGUCAAAUGAACUGAUUAUGUUCUCUGAUUCAUGAACGUUCUUUUAUUUUUACACUAAAUCAUCUUUGUCAGUUUAAUAAAAGUAGGAGUGAUGUACUAGUUCUUGUGUUAAUCCAUUACUGGAAUUGAUUUGCAUGUAUGAUACAAACUACAACCUGUAGCAUAUGUAAAGGAGUCUAAAAAUGUCUUUUUCCUCCACGCAAAGUUAUUUCUGUAGAAUAUUUUGGCCUUGACUUUCUCAAUUAAACUAUUCAUUUGAGCAUCAA